CGCGUCAGUUAGCUCCUAGACGUUUUGUGUGUUGGACGUCUGUCAGUGUCGCGGAAAAUCGUCGUAACUUUCGUAAAAAAAACAUAGUAAUUACUUUUUUCGUAUUUUUGCGAAAGUGUUACAAGUGAUUGACGGAGUGUGAAAACAAUUGUUGUGUUGUGAUUGUUAUCGUAUUUUCUGAGUUUCGGAUUUACUGAAGUGCAUUUUGGAAUGUUGCAAACUUCUCAAGUAUAAUACUGCCGCGGAUUUAUUGCGAAGUGAGCGGUAUUUUAACGAUAAGUGAAACAGUGAAGUGCAGUGACGGUGAUUUCGAAGUGAUGUUGUGUUAGUUCACGAUGUCGACACGGUGGCGCUGCGAUCGCUCGUGACGUCAGAGUCCAAGAUGGCGGACUCCAGUCCCGCCACCUCCAUCAUCGAGGGAACUGUGAAAUUCCGGGAUGGAAAGAAGUGGAAGUCGCGAUGGUGUGUCAUGCGGAAGCUAUCUCCAGUAGCAGAUUGCGUGCACAUCCAGCUAUACAAAGACUUGAAAGAGAGACAGAAGAACGGGCAGACGAAGGCGUCCCUCUCCCUCCAACAGUUCCUUGGCUUCGAGUCCGGCUUUACCCUGGACAAGGAGUCGAAUACGUUGGCUAUCCUGUGUGAAGACGUGGUGCCUGUGCUGGCUUUUGACACCAGGGAGAUAUUGAUACAGUGGAAAGUGAAGGUCCAACACAACCUCGGCAGCAGCAAGGAGUUCGCGGCAGUCAUCAUAUCAUCACCAUCGGCAAACGGCAUCAGGGCGGGUCCCGUGAGGCUGCACGCGUGUGGACCACGCCUGGCUUUGUGCGCGUCCAGACCCCCUGAGGUCUUGGCGUUGUGGGAUGUCAAACUGCUCAGACGCUAUGGCAUGGUCGACAAGCGGUUCUGCGUGGAAGGUGGCUCCCGCUGCGGCAAGGGCGAAGGCCUAUUCGUGUUCGCGGCGGAGGGGGGCAGGGAGCUCACCGACCUUCUAAACGUGUACAGCCACGAUGCCCAGUCCAGGCUCAGCAUAGCUUCCAGGAGUGGUUCUGUCCUCGAAAAACGUUUCUCCGACACGAGUUCCUGUAUGGAUGACUGUUUCCACUCGUCCAUGAGGUCCGUGUCUCCGUCCUGGGCCGGCCCCGCGAGCCAGACCAUGCACUGCCUCUCAGACCUGGACGCAAGCCUGGACAGCAACGGAGAAGAGAAGUUCAGGAGACCCACGUCACUUCCUAGGUGUUCAAGUUGCAUUGGCAAAAUCAGUCAUUUGACUAGAUCGUCGACCUGUCACACGCCUGGAUCAAUCAUGUCCCCAGUUUGGACAAUGGACAACAUAAUGGAGAAGCGAUCGGACUCAGACAGAGCCUCGAUAUACUCCAGAUCAAGUGGCAGUGCUUCCGAAUACAGUGUCCCAAGGAGUUCUUGCGUUUUGGACAAGAGUUUCGACUCCAAAAGAGCAAGCCCAGUAGCGUGCUGUACGCCCACGAUUCCUGUGAAAACUGGGGCAGCCUGUCAAUGUUGGCAGCAACCAAAACCUUGCUGUUGUAGGAAGAAGCCUUUCAGCGGACCGUAUGAGAAUUACGACGUCCCGAAGACACCGAUGCCGCUAAUACAGGAGCAUCCUGUCGAUAGCAACAAUCCUGCAAGCCUUUAUGAUACACCAAAGAAACUGAAAUGUCUUCUAAAUGGUCAAUCAUGUAAUUGUUCACAUUUGACCGAAGCCAAAACUGAAGACAACCAAACAAUUGAAAAUAACAAUGCAUGUGAUACUAGUGUUAAUAAUAAUGAUGUUACUGUAGAAUCACAUUCAAAUUAUGUUAAUGUUACCCCUAUUACCAAAAAACCACAAGUAGAUUACGGGAAUUAUGCUAAUGUAGAUAUCUCGACUACACUGGAAAAGUUCGAGAGUUCUAUGCAAAUUUUAAGGAGUGCAGGGUUCAGUCAAGAGGAGCUAGAUGCUUUAGAAGAUAUCCCUGAACACGAUGAUGACAUUUCCACAGCAACGACAAAUACAGUUCAUCCUUCGACGGAGUGCUGUAAUGACCACACGAACUAUAUGCAAAUGGAUCCUUUAGAAACUAGCAGUUCGAGUAAUAGCAACAAGAAUUACUCCGACAAUGUUAGUCGAAUAAGUCACGUGUCAGAUCCAACGCAACAUUCAGACACAAUCAGUACAAUUAGUACGAGGAGAUCCAGUUCAGCUGAUUUUACCAAAAGACACGAUGACGACUUCGGUAUUCAUAAUCAAAUAUGUUUAACGCCGACUGUGCUCAGGAAAGCACCUAAAAGUGAAAGGAUAAACGAAGGAAACCUAUUUAAACCUUUAGAAAUUAUCGAGCCAUCGGAUAAGGCAUUCAAAGUCCCCGAAUCGAAGAGCGAGAACAUCUUUAUCACUCGAUUUCGCGACGCAGUCAAAAUUAGGCGAUCUUCGAGUGUGCCGAGUAAAUCCGAUAAGAAUCGGGACUCUUCAAGUUCCAACGACUCCGGGGUGUCGACUGGAUCACUGAAACACCACAAGGGUGACUUCACAGACUUCGAAAUGCCGAUAACGAACGCAAAAUCGACGAAGAAACAUAUGAAGUGCAAUAAACAAAUGAGGAAGUCAAUGACACCAGUACAUAUGAAUUUUUCCAAUUCGUCUGAUCCUUUGAAGAAUCUGACGUUCCAUUUCGAAGAGGUGACGGCAUUGGCCAAAUCCAAUUCGUGUGACGUCGAUACAUUGACGAGGCGGAAGAAGAAUCAUUUGGAAGCAGACAUCACCGCUCGUCACAGCCACCUCACCAACAAGAGCACCUCCAGCGGAGCCUCUGACACGUCUGACUACAUGGAGUCCCUGUCAGUGUCUUCGUUCAGCUCGUGCGACGUGUCCGCAGACCGCCACGCCGCCCGGCCCAGGUCGGGGAAGGAGUACGCCAGCAUUGACCGAGCGGCCUUGGCUAGUGUCUGCGAUGUUGGGAAUUGAUAAGUCUUGAUGUCUUCGAAGAAAUUUUGCCGAAUUCUGCUAGUUAUGUCAGGGAGAAGAGACAAGUAGAUGUAACGAUAGAAAUGAAGGGUAUCAGUGAAGUUGUUAAUGAAAAACGGCUGCCUUAAAAUGGCUUAAGUUUUAACUUCAUGUCGCGAGGGAAAAUGUUAGAUUAUACGCAAACUGUAUAAGAAAGAGGACUUUAAGUACUAUAUAGUAGAGUUGUAUUUUACUUUUUCUCUGAAUAAAAACAAGGCAGAUAUAAACAUGGCAAGAUUCAAAGAUGAUAUUUAAAUAAUAUUGUAAAAUUCAUUCAAUAUAAAAAAAAAGAUCUUAUUAUGAAUGCGAUAAUAAUUGAAAUAUCAAAAUGGUCCGAAAUAUAGUAAAGUCGAAAAUCAAGAAUUGAUAAAUGUCUUCAUUGUUCUCAGUUUUACGACGUUAACCACUUGGUUUCUAUUUAAACCAUUGAUAUAAACUACUCGUAUCAAAAAUCCACUGUUUUUACUCACAAUGUUUACUGAGAAUUUUUCCAUUACAGUGUUUGGUUUUUGCCGUUAGAAAAAUUCCUAUGUGAUGUUUGCACAAAUGUUAUAUUGGUUUUUAUCAUACGCGAUGGAAUACGUACUUUAUGUAUGUCAAAUUUAUUGCUAAAAAAGCGAAAAUGGUAAGCCGUCUUAAAAAAAUAUGAAACUGUUUUAAAGUUUACUAUAAAAAAAUAACAGUGCUCUAAUAUGUUACGACUUUCUCUGAAACAGAUGAUAAUUUACUAUUUAUAAAUACUACAGGUAUUUAACGCGUACGUAAUGUACCUUUAUUUUAUCUGGUACGUAGAAUCGUGUUACAGUCAGUCGCUCGGUGACCACAGAUCAUUGUAAAAUGAUUCGAAAUGUCCGAAAUAAAAAAGGUUCGUUACGUGCGCAUUUUAACCCCUAAACUUUCACAGUGUAUUUAUUAUAAAUAGGAAAUACUAUGUGAAAAAAUUAGUAAUUACAAGAUAAUUACAUGUCCCGACUUGUCCAUAUGUGUAAAUAUAUUAUGUACAUAUUUUUAAGUACAUAACAGCACGAAUACUUACUGUUGUUCCUAUGUACAUAGAUAAAAAAGACUAGAUAUGCUAAGAAAUAUGUAGACUAAACGAAUUUAGUAUUUUAGUAGUGUGCCAAAAAUAUUGUAGCUGGCUUUACAAUAAAGGGUUUUGGGUAUAUAUGAAUAAGGUGUGAAAUAUAUUUAAAGCUCCUAUUUUUAAUACAUUUCUGAAACGUGUCAUUUUCUAACGAAAUUUCUAAAUGGUGUUCAAUAUUUUGGUUACACGGUCGUUUGUAAUUUCAUGAAAUGAAAUGACUUUUAAGUAAUUUAAUAUGUUAAAUAUAAGAUUAAAUAUGAAUAAAAUAACUUUUUUAAAUGUGUAACAUUAAAAUUGAAAAUCUUCGGAUAAUGUCUAAAUAUAACAUUACAAAUUAUAGUAAGUAUAGGUACUUAAAUUAUUUGUGCCUUUUUGUAAAAUAUGUUAAUUUUAGUGUUUCAUUUGUAUGGGUUACCUUGUCUUUUCGUAUUUUGUAGUUUACUAUAAAAAAAUACUUAAGUAUAAGUAAUGUUUACUGAGGAUUUUUUUUGUCAUAUGUACGUUUAAAUAAUAUUGCAUAUUUAUAUGUAAAAUGUAAGGAUUGAACAUAGUUUUGAAGCAUGUAUAUCUAUUUGCAAUCAAUAAGCAAUAGUUACCUUCCAGUAAAGAACUUUAUAUUCAUGUUUGUAACAAUUUUACUGUACAGAACAUUUUGUAAUUAAAAUUAGUCCGUCAUUCAGACUCGGUCCUGCCAUACAUAACCUAUAAAAUGUACAGAAUAAAUAACUAUUGUAAUCUUGCGUAUUUACUGAAAUAUUUCUUUUUUUUUUAUUCAAUCAUGUUCAUUUAGUUUUUUUUUUUUGUUGUCAAUUUCUUGCUAUUUAUCAAUGCUAUUGAAAAGGCAAAUUAUACAAGCUAAAUGAAAAUGAUUGAUUUAUUUUGUUAGGUCAAUAAAAAAUUAACAUAUUUAUGGUUUAUAAAUACGGUAGGAGACAAAGUUGAGUUAAAAUAAAUAACCAGUAAAAGACAAAACAUGUCAGACAAUUUUGAUUAAAAAUUGUGUAGGUUUCGACAAAAUUAAUUAAUUACAAAAAUAAGGCAUACCAACCUAAUAUAUGAAUUUAAAAUUAAAUACAAUUUUCUGAUUGAAACUGCUAUGUAGAAUUACUACACCAUUGAAUUAUUUGUUUGCGGUAAACUAGAAAAUAUUAAAAAAAAAUACAUAAUAUUACAAACAUACUUACCCAAUUUUGUCUCUUGAAAAUUAAGUGCUGUUGGUUUUUCGUCUAGUCAGCGGUAGGCGGUGACCACACCUUAUUUUUUCAGUUCAACAAACAAAUAAAUAUAUAUUCCAAGUUUUAAGCCAGUAACACAACUUUGCAGUUACAGUAUACGUUUUUAUUUUUUAAAUCGACUCACGAUAUAAUAAUAUUAAAAUGUUGUUUUGAUUUGACAAAAACUUUAACAUUCCUCGAAAUUGUAUUAACUUGCAAAAAAAAACAAUGUUUUCUUUUCAUAAAAACUUCAAGGCGGGUAACCUGUAUUUUUCCCCCAAUGUAACUUAUCGUCACAUAUCGAUAUCGAUAUUAUUUUAUCGAUAUUUAAUCGUGGUCGCCGUCGUUUGGUUUUGGUAUCGCACAUGUGGAUUGUAUGCACAUAAAGUACUUUUAAAAAAUCUAUUUUCUUACGAAUAUUUUCUUAUGUUGCGAUAAUUAUAUUAUACAUUGUACUUAUUUAACUCUUUGUAAUAUUACAUUGCAACUCUGAAAAUGAAAUAUAGUGCAUUUCAAGUAAACUUUUGUAAUUUUCUUU
Messenger RNA from Amyelois transitella, 5834 nucleotides. RefSeq lists its product as uncharacterized. Bases 383 to 2959 code for a protein of 858 amino acids. NCBI's taxonomy places the organism in Eukaryota, Metazoa, Arthropoda, Insecta, Lepidoptera, Pyralidae. The record is from RefSeq and is a predicted model, not a curated record. Gene Ontology annotation, molecular function: protein kinase binding. Gene Ontology annotation, biological process: neuromuscular junction development; positive regulation of protein tyrosine kinase activity. The transcript is spliced from 10 exons.